Messenger RNA from Paecilomyces variotii, 4401 nucleotides. RefSeq names its product AvaB protein. The record is from RefSeq and is a predicted model, not a curated record. Gene Ontology annotation, biological process: fructose 2,6-bisphosphate metabolic process; endosomal vesicle fusion; fructose metabolic process. The transcript is spliced from 8 exons. Bases 1 to 4401 code for a protein of 1466 amino acids. Gene Ontology annotation, cellular component: cytoplasm; fungal-type vacuole membrane. Gene Ontology annotation, molecular function: 6-phosphofructo-2-kinase activity; ATP binding. Lineage: Eukaryota; Fungi; Ascomycota; Eurotiomycetes; Eurotiales; Thermoascaceae.
AUGGUUGGGCUCCCAGCCAGGGGCAAGAGUCUCAUUGCUGGCAAAGCAUUACGGUAUCUGGCCUGGGUGGGCAUUCCUGCGCGGAUUUUCAAUGUAGGAAACUAUCGUCGACAGGGCAACCCUCACCCGCAAGCAAAUUUCUUCGACCCCUCAAAUGCGGAGGGAGAACGGAUGAGACGAGCGGCUGCAGAGGCGGCAGUCUCUGACAUGCUGCGAUGGUUCAAGCAAUCGAAAGGCACUGUCGCAAUCCUGGAUGCCACAAACUCUACCAAAGCUAGAAGACGAUGGAUUCACGAGUCAUGUGCAGCAGCAGGAAUCGAGACAUUAUUCGUCGAGUCUUGCUGCGACGAUGAAGAUAUCAUCAUGAACAACAUUCUCGAAGUCAAGACGACGUCGCCCGAUUACGUGGGCCAGGAUCCCGAGGCGGCCGCUCUAGAUUUUCGCAACCGGAUUCGUAAUUACGAGAAAGCUUAUGAGACCAUCGAUGAGGCGGAGAAGCACUAUACCUAUGUUAAACUCAUCAAUGUUGGCUCCACUGUUAUCAUCAAUCAUAUCAAGGACUAUCUAUCCAGCCGGCUAGUGUAUUACAUCCAGAAUCUCCAUAUCAGACCUCGCUCGAUAUGGCUCUCUCGGCAUGGCGAAUCUGAGUACAAUUUGGAGGGGAAAAUCGGCGGCGAUGCGAGCAUUUCCGAGCGUGGAGAGGCCUACGCGCGUGCACUACCCGAGCUAUUACGAAAAUCCGGCGUUCCCCCAGGCGCCAAGUUGACAGUUUGGACUUCUACACUUAAGCGCACUAUCCAGACCGCCCGCCAUCUGAUUGCCGAAACGGGAUAUGACAAGCUUGAAUGGAAGGCUCUGGAUGAGCUUGACUCCGGUGUUUGUGACGGCCUGACCUACGAGCAGAUUGCUGAAAAGUAUCCCGAGGACUUCGCUGCCAGGGAUGAAGACAAGUAUAACUAUCGUUACCGUGGCGGCGAAUCCUACCGUGAUGUUGUCAUCCGCCUCGAACCUAUCAUCAUGGAGCUGGAACGGAGCGAGAAUGUCAUGAUCGUGACUCACCAGGCUGUUUUGCGCUGCAUCUAUGCCUACUUCCUCAACACUUCCCAGGAACAGAGUCCCUGGAUGGAAGUGCCACUCCACACCUUGAUUAAACUGACUCCUCGUGCCUAUGGCACAGAAGAGCAGCGCUUCAAGGCAGAUAUCCCCGCGGUGUCUACGUGGCGUGGAAAGGGCACAUCCGCAAAGCAUCAAGAGCGCGGACCUAUGAGCUCCUUCACGGCCCGACCGCUCGUCGAGCUCAAACCGCGGGACAAGUCCAAGAUCGAAUCGGUGCUUGCAAACGGCGAUCGCUUGCUGGUUGGGCUGAACAAUGGGGUUUUGCGGAUUUAUCGAGUCAAUGAGCUGGUCGAGGAGAACGCACAACAGCAGGACGAGGAAGGGAACGGGCACGCGAUAGAGAAUGGGGUUCAUAAGAACGGGAGUAAUGGCCAUGAUCGUCCGGGGUCGGCAUCACCUACUCAACAAGCAGCAGCAGCAAAGGUCAAAUCUACGGAUCUUCUACGUGAGGUGGAGAAGUUUGCGAGGUACAAGAUUGAGCAGUUGGGUCUGAUUAAAGAAGCGGAUCUGCUUAUCUCUUUAUCCGGGGGAUAUGUCUCCAUUCACGAUCUGCAGACAUACCAACUUCAUGAACAAUUGACCAGGACGAAAGGCGCGUCUACUUUUGCAGUGACGAGAAAUAUCAUUGAGGAUCCGGAGACGGGCGUUCCUUCGAUUGUCUCCCGUCUUGCUGUUGCUGUCAAAAGGAAGAUACUCCUCUGGACAUGGCGCAAUUCGGAACUUGAUAGCGACACGGCAGAGAUCACCUUGGUCAGCGGGGUUAAGACAAUCACAUGGGCGUCUGCGACGAAGCUGAUCGCCGGCUUAAGUUCGAACUAUGUUAUGGUUGAUAUCGAGAGCAUGGAGAUUACGGAUCUGGUCGGUCCUGGGAGUAUUGGCGGAGGCCCAGGGCAGGAGACCAGCAGACUAGGCGGUGUUGGAGUCGUGAGCAUGAGCUAUAUUGGUAUGGGAGGAAUGGUACCGAAGCCGCUUGCGACGCGUCUCAGAGAAGGACAAGUUCUGCUGGCUAAGGAUGUCAAUACCCACUUUAUCGAUAUUGAUGGGAACUCCUUGGGAAGAAAGCAGAUUCCUUGGAAUCACGCGCCGGAGUCAAUCGGAUACUCUUAUCCGUACGUCCUUGCACUACAAGAGCCUUCGAAAGGGACAGUGGAAGUGAGAAACCCGGAGACAUUAUCACUUCUCCAGUCAAUAUCCUUACCGUCAGCCAAUCUCAUGUACAUACCCGCGCCGGACACCAGUCUCGCCCACGCAGGAAAGGGUUUUCUAGUUGCCAGUGAUCGCGUCAUCUGGCGAAUGGAAGCCUUGAGCUAUGACUCUCAGAUCGACUCUUUGGUUGAAAAUGGCCAAUUCGACGAGGCAAUUAGUCUCAUCAGUAUGCUUGAAGAUGCACUCCUCAAGGAUAAAGCGAAUCGAUUGCGUGAGGUCAAACUUCAAAAGGCUCAGGAGCUAUUCAAUGCUCGCAAGUACCGAGAUUCGCUAGAUCUCUUCGCCGAAGUCUCUGCUCCUCCAGAGAUUGUCAUUCGGUUGUACCCUCGGAUAAUUGCCGGCGACAUGAGCUCAGUUGUCGAAGAGUCGGAUGAGUCUGAAGCUAGCCCCAUCGAACCUCAGCAGAAAACAAAUGGUAACCAGGCACAUACAGAAACGGUGGGCGCUGAAGAUACUGGCGGGGCCAAAAAUGCCGCGUAUGCUCCUUCAGUGAGGUCGUUUCUUCGAUCGAGGGGAGACGACGGUCCUGGUAGCGAGGUCGGAAGUAUUCGUGGAAAGCCAUUGGAUACCGGUGUCGACAAGCGUCUUGAAGGGAAGGAUCUCAAGGCUGCCGUUCGUGAGCUACAGGGUUUCUUGGCUGAUAUUCGCCGGAGAUUCCAACGAUUCCUAAACCCAGAUGGCUCCCUUAGGGUGUCGCAAGUAGAGAUUAGCGAAUCCAAUGAUGAAUUCACGGAAUCAGUCAGGAAGCUACUUGGAAUUCCCAAGGACGAUGGAGACCAUGAAUUUGCAGACAGGCUGCGGGAAGCUGCUAAACUGGUCGACACGACUCUUUUCCGUGCUCACAUGUAUGCGACUCCUUCACUCGCAGGUUCCCUCUUUCGAAUCGCCAAUUUCUGCGACCCAGACGUGGUUAUGGAGAAACUGGAGGAGAGCGAACGCUACAACGAACUCAUCGAUUUCCUGUACGGGAAAAAGAUGCAUCGUCCAGCUCUUGAGCUCCUUCGGAAGUUUGGCCAAGCUGAGACUGAAGAAGAAAAUGCACCGCAGCUCCACGGACCGAGGAGGACGGUUGCAUAUCUACAAAAUCUACCGCCAGAUAUGAUCGACCUUAUUCUCGAAUUUGCCGAAUGGCCCCUGCGGGCCGAUCCUGACUUGGGCAUGGAAAUCUUCCUGGCCGACACUGAGAAUGCAGAGACAUUACCACGACAACGUGUUCUUGAGUUCCUGGAGAAAGUCGAUUCCGACCUUGCCGUUCGUUACCUAGAGCAUGUUAUCGGAGAGCUGAACGAUGAGACACCAGAGCUACAUCAGAGGCUGCUUACCCUCUAUCUGGAGCGUCUUCAGAAGCAUAAAUCCGGCGAACGGAAAUUUGCGGAAGAAGAUGAAUACGAUGAGACGAAGAAUAAGUUUUUGGACUUACUCAAAUCGAGCGCGCAGUACUCUCCUGCUAAGAUGCUUGAUCGUCUUCCCCGCGAUGACCCCGAGUUUUUCGAAGCGAGAGCGAUCCUCUUUAGCAAGAUGGGCCAACACAAGCAAGCUUUGGAGAUCUAUGUAUUCAAGAUCGGGGAUCACGCGAAAGCUGAGGAGUAUUGCAAUCAUAUACAUAUGUCAGAAGAUAACCAGCCCCCGGAGGGUGCGCCGUCUGGACGUAUAGCACCCACAGACGAGGGAAGCGACAAACAAUCUAUCUAUCUGACCUUGCUCUCGCUAUACCUCUCUCCUCCGCAUGCGUACAAACCGCAAUAUGGUCCUGCUCUGGAGAUUCUGGCCAAACACGGAUCUCGAUUACCGGCCAAUUCCACCCUUAACCUGAUCCCGGAGACACUGCCCGUCCGAGACCUCGAAUUCUACUUCAGGGGCCGUAUGCGGGCGGCAAAUACCAUCAUGAACGAAGCGAGGAUUGUCGCUGGCCUUCAGAAAGUGCAGAAUAUCUCCACGCAAGCACAGCUGCUGCUGGGUGAAGGAGGGCGCGAUCCCAGAGCGACUCGAAGUCGACAUGUCACAGUUACCGAAGAGAGAGUUUGCGUCGUAUGCCAUAAACGAUUAGGAGGAAGUGUCAUCAACGUUUUUCCAGAGUAA